UUUGAACUUGACAAAUGAGCAAAGGCAAGAAUAUUAAGAGAACUUUAUACGAAGAAUUCGAGGAAAUUGAUAGAGAACAACCUGAUAGAACUAAUUCUUCCCCAAAGUUUAAAAAUCUUAAAACAGAGACUGAAGAGAAACAAGGAAUUACCAGGGAUUACGAGACCCGGACAAGGACCAGGACGAGCCACAGAAGUGAUCGUCAAAGAAAUAAUAGGCCAGUAAUGAAGCCAAGGCAGGAAAACUCUCUUGGUGAACUCACAAAGAAAUUUAUCCAGCUUAUAAAACAAACUGAAGAUUACUGCAUCGACCUCAAUGAGGCGGUCGAAGAACUAGGUGUUCAGAAAUAGAAGAAUCUACGACAUCACAAAUGUACUGGAAGGGAUAGGCCUCAUCGAGAAAUAUAGUAAGAACAAAAUUAGAUGGAAUAGCGCCAUGCGUCUUGAUAACUUCGGUGAAGAAGACAUCCAAUAUAUCAAUGAAGAGGCUGAACUAGAAAAACAGAAAGACCAAGAGAAGGAAAUUGAAAGGCUGAAUCUCGAGCUUGAGGAAUACCAACGAGAGGAGCAAUGGCUUGAUACUAUGAUCAGCACUGUUAAUAAUCAGCUACUAGAGAUGGCUAAUGACGAGCUCUAUGAGCAGUUCGCAUAUGUUACUUAUGACGAUAUUAAAUAA
Messenger RNA from Moneuplotes crassus, 675 nucleotides. NCBI's taxonomy places the organism in Eukaryota, Ciliophora, Spirotrichea, Euplotida, Euplotidae. The record is from the annotation of a GenBank genome assembly.